Molecule: messenger RNA, 1056 nt
Organism: Leptosia nina
Lineage: Eukaryota; Metazoa; Arthropoda; Insecta; Lepidoptera; Pieridae
Source: the annotation of a GenBank genome assembly
AUGUCUAGUGCUGAUAGGAUUGACUUUGAGAUGGAGGUAGAAGUAGAAAGUGCAUCUUCAGGACCAUCUGCAGACGUUCUGCUGCCAACUCCACCGAAUGAAUCUGCACCAGGUUAUAUUGAAUGUGCUUUGGGGUCAGGUGCUAACAAAAGCGUUGUAGUAACAAAUGCUACAUCUGGCUCAGUCACGGUUUCUUUACAUCCUCUUGUUAUCAUGAAUGUCUCUGAGCAUUGGACAAGGUUGCGAGCACAAGAAGGGUCUUCUCAAACAGUUGUCGGCGCUUUAAUAGGAAAGCAGAAAGGACGUAAUAUUGAAGUAAUGAAUUCAUUUGAAUUGCUGUUCAGUGUUAUUGAUGGUGAUAUAAUUAUCGAUAGAGACUAUUACAAUUUAAAAGAAGAACAAUUUAAACAAGUAUUUUCUGAUAUGGACUUCCUUGGGUGGUACACAACUGGUGAAGCUCCUACAGAGAGAGAUAUUGCAGUGCACAGACAGAUAUGUGACAUUAAUGAAUGUCCAGUGAUGUUAAUGCUUAAUCCUGCUGGGAGAAAUGGAGAGCAACUGCCGGUAGUACUAUAUGAGUCAGUGAUAGAUGUAGUUAAUGGUAGAGCAACAAUGCUUCUAGCUCCAUUAACCUAUACUUUAGCUGCAGAAGAAGCUGAAAGGAUUGGAGUUGAUCAUGUUGCUCGAGUGUCGAGUGGAGAAGCAUUAUUCAACAGUUUAGUUGCUGAUCAUUUGACUGCCCAGCGGUCUGCCAUUAAAAUGUUAGUUUCCCGUGUGAGGGCGGUGUUGGCUACAGUUCGUGCCAUACGCGACGGAAACCUUCCCCCCAGACCAGGUCUAUUACGGGAGGCACGCGCUCUAGCCAAUCGUCUACCGCUGCUUACUUCACAACAAUUUCGCACACACUUCUAUAACCAAUGCAACGACGUGGCGCUCAUGACCUAUCUGGGGACAAUUACAAAGGGCUGCAACGCAAUCAACCAGCUGGUGAAUAGGUUCAACGUAAUGUACGACAGACAGGGCAUGGGGCGUCGUAUGAGAGGUCUCUUCUUUUAG